AUGGAAUACUUGACACAUUUGAACAAGGACGAUCCCGAGGUGGCCACCAGGCCGAAGUACCCUGAUUUAACGUGGACGGCUCCAGUCACAUUCUGGGACUUCCACGUCUACUACGAUGAGGCAACUUCAGAAGAGGCACACGCCCUCAAGAACAAGAUCUUGCAAUUGAAGGUGGAGAAGGCCAUUGGGCCCCACUACGACUUGUUUUGGGAGGUGGACGUUGCCCGAGUGGAUGUGUUUGGCAAAAUCCUCAGCUGGUUCGUCCAGCACCACGGCUCCUUAUCUGCUUUGAUCUUUUAG
This is a messenger RNA of Candidozyma duobushaemuli, 300 nucleotides long. RefSeq lists its product as uncharacterized. The record is from RefSeq and is a predicted model, not a curated record. Lineage: Eukaryota; Fungi; Ascomycota; Pichiomycetes; Serinales; Metschnikowiaceae. Bases 1 to 300 code for a protein of 99 amino acids. The transcript is spliced from 3 exons.